GCCGUGGCUGCCAGCGCUUGUGUACUAGUGGACCACUACACACACCUCUCCCAGGCCCCAGCUCCUUCACUUCUUGUCUAAACUACUUUACUAGGUUUAAAGGUCCUAUAGAAAAUACUCCGUCAACAUGAGUGAAUUCGAGCAGUCGACGAGGGACAGAGUGGUGGAGCUCCUGAAUACAGCUGCUUUUCUACCAUCUGAGAAGGAGAAGAUUGCAAACCUUGCUAAGGUUCAAGAACUCAUUAUUCACCAUAACCCUCAGCUCUUGGAUUCAUUCUUUGAGGAAGUUGCUGCUUUUCAAAAUGAUAGGAACUCGGAUGUUCGGAAAUUUGUGGUCGGAUUUAUUGAAGAGGCUUGCAAGAAAGAUGUGGCUAUGCUGCCACGAUUGGUUCCCAAUAUCCAGCUGCUGCUCAGUGACGAGGCAGUUGCUGUUGUGAAACGUGUCAUCCAGGCAGUUGCCCAGCUUCACCGAGCCACCCUGGCCUGGCUCUCUUCAGCACGCUCUACAUCGUCUGAGAUGGAGCAAGUUUGGCAAAUUAUCACACUAAUUAAAACUACAAUUAUCACCAUGAUUGAUCAUGAUAAUGAUGGGGUGAGGACACAGGCUAUUAAGUUUCUUGAGGCACUGGUACUUCUACAGACGUACACAGAAUCUGAUUCAAUAACGCGUGAUGGAGAAUUCAAUUUGGAUCAGGUUCCUCUCACUCUCAAAGUUGCACGACCCAGGAAACUGGAGGAGGAAGCACGGAUGGUGCUGAACAAGUUGUUAGGCUUUCAAGGAUCUAUUCACAUCAGCUCGGUGAACUUAAUGACCUGCAUGUCAUCGCUCACCAUCAUUGCUCGAGCACGGCCCCAGUUCCUUGGCAAAAUUAUCAAUGCCCUGGAAAUUCUGCAUGCCAAUCUCCCACCAACACUAACGAAGUCACAAGUGAACAGUGUCAGAAAGCAUUUGAAGAUCCAGAUGCUGAACUUACUGAAGCACCCAGCCUCCUAUGACUAUCAUGAAAAUAUUACCACAGUUCUUAAUGAUCUGGGAAUUACAGCUUCUGAGGUCAACAAAUCGAUGCCAUCUAAAGAAAUGAUUCGGAAGAGAGUGAGGAGGGAUAAAAUGGGUGAAGAAGUAUCCGAGUCGACAAGUAAAAAACCACGAAUAGAAAAAGACGAAAAGAAAAGCAAACCUGAAGAAGUUGUAGAGAAGAACUCGGCUGUAGACAUAACUCAGCGGUGGUUAGUGGAGAAGUUGUCUGCAGAAACAGUUGCCAACUUGGUUAUGGUCACAAUGCUGAAUCUACCCGAAGAGAUGCCAGCAGUGUUCAGUGUUGGGUACAGCCCUAUCACAGCAGCCGGGACACCAACACAGAUACAGCACGUGGCCCGACUCAUAGCAUCUCAGCUGACCGCAGCAGGUGUUGGACCUGGGGUGGAACAAACCAAGGAAGAUGAGGUACAGCCGGGAUAUGAGAGUGAUGAAGAGAGCAAGAUAUCACGUUUAGUGGGUGGCCAAGUGAUGGCACCUGAAGAUUUAAUACAGUCCGGGCCAGUGUUGGUUCCAGCUGGUGUGGCUGGCCGUGCUAUGAGGCUAAAGGUGAAGACUAUGAAGUUGGGUGAGGUUACUAAGCCAUUAUCUGCUGCGGCCAACACCAAGAUGCAACAAUUACUGCUCCUUCGGCUCUUGCGCUGCGAAAAGAUGAUGACACAUGACAAUGCAUCAAGGCAUCGGACAAGAAUUCUUACAGUACUCUCAGGAUGUAUGUCGACUAAAGAAUGUGAAGAACUUGAAGACUUUAUUGUGGAGGACUUGCACAAACGUGCCGACCUUCUUUUCUCCUGGCUCUAUUCCGAAUAUUCAUCAGAUCAUGACUUUUCACACAUAAACAAAAUUUUCAAUACAGAUACUACAACUGAAAACAAGAAGGACAAGAGUUACUCAGAUAUUAUAAGCAGUAUUGUGAUGAAAGUUUUGAGUAAAGAUGCUUCUAAAGAUAGGGAUGAGUUUCUAUCACGAUUGUUCCUAGAGUGCCCAAAUGUACCAGAGGACUUGAUUACCUCCCUAUUGUGGGUUGGAAGUCAAGGUUCUGAGUCCAUAGUUGUGGUUGCCAACAUACUGAAAGACACAGCCCAGUGGCGUCCGUUGUCAUCAAAGCCAGCUCUUAAAACACUCUCUCUCCUUGCCACACAUGAUCAAGAGUCAGUACGUGACCUAGUGACACCAAUAAUUCUAGAGUUAUGUGAGCAAGAGAACCUGCGUGAUAUUGUGACAGAAGCCGCAGUCAAGUACCUUAAAUAUCUUUACCUGGAGAUUCCGCCAGAAUCUCUCUGUACACAGAAUUUAGGCAGACCAAAUCAUCCCAGUGAAUGGACAGAGUCAACAGUUAAAGCUUGUCUGUACCUGUAUCUUGUUCUACUACCUCUCAAUCAGUCUUUAAUUCAUGAUUUGGCCCAGGUGUAUGUGAAGACUGUGAAUGAAGCAAAACGCUCGAUCCUAAGAUUGCUAGAAGGUCCCAUUCGACACAUGGGUAUGGAAUCUCCACAACUCCUAACACUGGUAGAGACUUGUCCUAAAGGUGGUGAAACACUCAUCACCAGAAUCAUCCAUAUUCUCACAGAAAAAGCUCCACCAAGUGAGGCCCUGGUGUGCCGUGUUCGCGAACUUUAUAAUCGCCGUGUCUCUGACGUUCGGUUUCUUAUUCCUGUUCUGACGGGCCUAAGUAAAAAGGAGGUGAUUGCUGUUCUUCCCAAACUUAUUAAGCUCAACCCACAUGUUGUGAAAGAGGUGUUCAACAGGCUGUGGGGUGUGACGCUAGAUACGGGGGCAUCACCACUGACCCCUGUUGAUUUGCUGGUAUCCCUUCACCUAAUUGAUAGUGACAAAUGUGAUGUAAAGACUGUUAUUAAAGCCACUGGAUUAUGUUUUGCCGAGCGUAGCAUCUACACAGCUGAAGUGCUGGCAUUUGUUCUCCAACAGCUGAUGGAGCAGCCAAAUUUGCCAACGUUGUUUAUGAGAACUGUUAUUCAGACACUAACUCACUACCCAAAGUUGCUUGGUUUCAUAAUGAAUGUUCUUCAACGACUUAUUUCGAGGCAGGUGUGGAAGCAGCGGAAAGUGUGGGAAGGGUUCAUCAAGUGUUGUCAGCGUGCUGGGACACAAAGCUUCACAGUGCUCUUGCAGUUACCUCCAGCACAACUUGCUGAUGUUUUCACAAGUGCCUCUGAUCUCCAUACACGCUUGAUUUCACACAUAGCUACCCUUACUGAAAAUCAGAAAGCUCAUAUACCAGCAGACUUGCUUGAAGUAAUUGAGGGCCACAAGUCGUCUGAACCAAAUCUGUCCGUCUCAAGUGAUCCUUUGACGACCUCACAAGAAGUAGGAAUGAUUUCAGAAUAGCUUUGUAGAUAGUUAUGGAGCACAAUAUGGUAUUCCAUGUUAGUGCUGUAAAUUAUAUAUUUCAUUAAAAAUAAAGUGUAUCCUGUCAUAACAUGAUGUAUGGCACAAUGUACAUAAAUUUUGUUGUACAUGUGGUAUAAUUACUUAUUCUGGCAUUGUUUUCAUGAGAGUGACUUCAGUGUUGUGUAACGGUGUUUAUAAAUUCUGUGUGUUUUUGUACUGUACAAAUUUUUCUCUAUAAUUAUCUUGGACAUAGAUAUGUUUGGUCUUUUAUACUAUAUUAUCAUUAAAACUAAAAUCUCU
This is a messenger RNA of Procambarus clarkii (red swamp crayfish), 3688 nucleotides long. It is a transcript of the gene Sym, whose product is annotated as symplekin scaffold protein. Gene Ontology annotation, cellular component: mRNA cleavage and polyadenylation specificity factor complex. Lineage: Eukaryota; Metazoa; Arthropoda; Malacostraca; Decapoda; Cambaridae. The record is from RefSeq and is a predicted model, not a curated record.